Gadus macrocephalus (Pacific cod) is the source of this 3246-nucleotide messenger RNA. RefSeq names its product V-set and immunoglobulin domain-containing protein 10-like 2. The coding region runs from base 552 to 3089 and encodes 845 amino acids. NCBI's taxonomy places the organism in Eukaryota, Metazoa, Chordata, Actinopteri, Gadiformes, Gadidae. The record is from RefSeq and is a predicted model, not a curated record. Gene Ontology annotation, molecular function: protein binding. The transcript has 13 exons.
CAGAGAGACACACGGAGACACACAGAGAGACGCAGAGAGAGAAGACAGAGAGAGAGUGAGAGAGACACAGGAGAGAGAGAGCAGAGAGAGAGCUACAGACACAGAGACACAAAGAAACGCAGGGCAAAAGAGAAAAAAUAUGUUAAUAGAGGGAACGGAAUAGAGAAGGUAAUCAGAGAGAGACAGAAACACAUAAAAUGGGUGAGGAACAGAGAUAUCGAAAUAAAUGACGAAAUAAAAGACAAAAAAUACUAAAGUGACAGAACAAGAGAGGGAGAGAAAAAGAAAAAAAGAUAUAUAGAGAGGGACAAAGGGGAGACCGGGAGGGAGAUAGACAAGGCGAGCAAAAGAGGGGACAAAGACAGAGAAACAUCAAUAAUUCAGUCCAAAUCAGUUUAGUAAUCCAGUCCCUUUGUAUACUCUCAGUGUAAUGAGGUGCAGCCCCAGGCCAGUGAGUCACUGGAAAGCAGAGCAGAGUACCUAGCUUCAGGAGGCUCCGGCGUGUGUUUCUGCACAGUAGCCGUACUGGGACUGGCUCUCAUCAUGGUAAAAUGGUGGUCCCUCUGAUUGUUCUGACCCUUAUCUGUCUGCUCCUCAGCCCGGACCCCACCGAUGCAGAAGCCGUGAAUAUCCUGAACCCGGGGGAAGUGGUGUACGAUGACGUGCAGGUGUAUGGCGUGGUGAACAUGGCCGUGAUCCUAGAGUGCGGCUCCACCUUACCGGACAUUUACAUCUGGGGCUUCACCAAGCAGGGCACCGACAAAAUCAAGGCUGUGGUGUACAACUUCGGGCAUGGUCCUCGGAUGCAGGCGCUGGCCGCCACGCUGGGCUCGGUAGCGGUGAUCUCGCACAGCGCGUCGCUCAGCAUCGACCAGCUUCCACGGGCGUCAGAAGGCCUGUACACGUGCCAAGCCUUCUACGAGAGGCCAGAAGGACCCGAGUUCCGCUACUACUACGUACGCCUCACCGUCCGCGUUCCGGUCAGUAAGCCCUAUGUCCUGCUGAGCGAUGCGUCUCCGGUGGAGGGAUCGGUGGUAGUGCUGCGCUGCGGCCUGGGAAACGGGACCUCACCCAUCCUCUAUGAGUGGGAGCACGAAAGGCCCGGCACUCCUGUCACUACGAUCGCCCGGGGCAACAGCAGCAUGCUCAUCAUGUCCAACGUGAACCGGAACAACACCGGUUGGUACCGCUGCGUGGUCAGCAACGCGGUCAACCUGGAGCGCUCGGACCGGGCCCUGAUGGACGUAGUCUACGGCCCAGACAUACCCCAGAUUGACGUGACGCCGUACAGUCUGACGGAGAAGGGAUACUCGGCCCUGGAGCGUGAGCGGGUUCUGCUGAUGUGUCAGGCCCAGUCCAACCCUCCAAGCGUGUACACCUGGUACUACAACAACUCCCAGGUCAACGGUGGCCCCAGUUUCAUCAUCAACAAGAUCCUCCGCUCACACACCGGAAAAUACGCCUGUCGGGCCCAGAACACCCAGCUCGACACCAGCUCCAUCAAAAGCAUCAACCUGACAGUUUUCUACCCACCGGACGGCUCUCCGUCGUGCUCGGUGGAGCCCGUGCUGAACCACAGCUCCCUGAGCCUGCAGUGCUCCUGGCCGGGGGGGCUGCCGGCCCCCACCCUCCACUGGACCCGAGGGCUGCUGGGCCUGGGCCAGGAAGUAGCCGGCCCGGGGCAGGAAAUAGACAAACUGAGCAACAACGUAACCCUCCCGCCGGCGGUGGCCAGGGCGUCAAACAACACCUUGUUCACCUGCCUGGGCUCGUAUGGCGCCACCAACCACAGAGCCUACUGCAGCAUGCGCACCUAUUCACCGCCGGCGGAGCCUGUGUGUUUCGCCAUCGCGACCCGGAACAACACGUACCUGAUGCUGUCCUGCUCCUGGAACGGGGGGGUCCCGCGGGCCCUGCUGUGGUGGGACGGGCCCGGGGGAAGCGAUGGCGGGGGCCAGCCGGGGGAGGGGAACGCCAACAUUCUGGUGCUCCGCCACGGCUCCGCCCAGAGCGGACAGGCCUACACCUGCCGUGCCCAACACCCCCUGGUGGCGACACCCAAGAGCUGCAGGGUGACUCUGGAGGCCCCGGUGCUGGUGACCCAGCGCAGCUUGGUGUCCGUCUACGAGGGGGGCGACGUCCAGCUCACAUGCAUCCUGGGAGCCAAUUACCCGCCAGCCAAUCAGAUCACCUGGUUCAACAACCACAGGAAGGCCGUGCUGGACGUGCCCAGGAAGUACCAGCUGCAGCGGGCGGCCGCCUGGGCCAACCUAACGGUGCGCGAGGCGGACGGGGCGCAGGACAGCGGCCAGUACUGGUGCUCCACCGCCAACGCAGUGGGAGGGGCCGAGAUCGCCGUCACCUUAUUGGUCCUGAGGUACCCCAUGCCCCCCAACGUCACCCUGCACAGGGCGAUAUACAGCAGCCGCCAGCGCGGAGAGGUGGAGCUGGGGUGGAGGAUGGAGACCGACGGAGACGGGGCCGGAGGAGGCUUCACCGGCUUCCUGCUGGAGAUCCGAUGGCUGACGGAGCGUGCGAAGCGUAAGGGGGGCAAGAAGGACGAGGGCAGCUUCUCAGAGUGGCGGGCCAGCGUGGUGACGGAGGCCGGGGCGCGCCGCCACACGCAGGGCAGCCUGGCCCCCACCAACACCUACCAGUUCCGCGUCACGGCGCUCAAUCACCGCACGGCGGGCCACCCGUCGGCAGAGCGGACCCCAGCGGACCCACCAUUCGGUGCGUAUCCUGCUGUGAUUGGAGCUGCCAUUGGUGGAAUGAUUGUUGCAGCUAUUCUUACAUUGCUGAUACUCUUGUUCCUAUUACGCAACCGCAAUUCCCGUCUACGUGAUAUGCUGUUCGGCAUGCAGCACGGCCAGUCGAGAGAAAACAUCAACUUCCCCGAUGACGAGCUCGCAGACGGUGAUGACCUUGGUUCCAGCCCAGUUCCCGCCAUAUCGCUGCCCCGAGCGGCCUCGCCUAUCCCAACCUCGCCCGCCCCCGAACAGGACUCGCCAACCAACAGCCAAGCCCCGCCCACUGGAGACGACGAGCCCGUCAACGUCACCAUCACUGUGAAGGCCACGGGUUCCUAGCCCGCAUCGGAGCCGUUGCUCUUGAAAAACAUUUUGUACUCUUUUUGGCUUUUAGUGAGCGACACGAGUUUAUAAAAACACAAAAUAAAUAGUUCUAGGUUCACGGUACAAGUGUUGGUCAAUAUUACAUAGAAUGCCGCACUCCACAUUAAAGUGA